UCUCCAUCCUCAGUCUUUGCAAGAGGAGGGCUGGCACAGCCGGGCGGGCGGGCUCCUGGCACUAUGGCAGUGAAGCUCAGGGCCCUCCUGCUGGUGCUUGCGCUCAGCCUGGUGCAGCCAGCCACUGCCGGCCGGAAGCUUCUGGUGUUUCUGCUGGAUGGUUUUCGCUCAGACUACAUCAGUGAUGAGGCCCUGGAGUCCUUGCCUGGUUUCAAAGAGAUCGUGAGCAGGGGAGUAAAAGUGGAUUACUUGACCCCCGACUUUCCCAGUCUCUCUUACCCCAAUUACUACACCCUAAUGACUGGUCGCCAUUGUGAGGUCCAUCAGAUGAUUGGGAACUACAUGUGGGACCCCACCACCAACAAGUCAUUUGACAUUGGUGUCAACAAAGACAGCCUGAUGCCUCUCUGGUGGAAUGGAUCAGAACCUCUGUGGGUCACUCUGACCAAGGCCAAAAGGAAGGUCUACAUGUACUACUGGCCAGGCUGUGAGGUUGAGAUUCUUGGGGUCAGACCUACUUACUGCCUAGAAUAUAAAAACGUCCCAACGGAUAUCAAUUUUGCCAAUGCAGUCAGCGAUGCUCUUGACUCCCUCAAGAGUGGCCGGGCAGACGUGGCAGCCAUAUACCAUGAGCGCAUCGAUGUGGAAGGCCACCACUAUGGCCCCUCAUCGCCUCAGCGGAAAGACGCCCUGAAAGCCGUGGACACUGUCCUGAAGUACAUGACCAAGUGGAUCCAGGAGCGGGAGCUGCAGGACCACCUCAAUGUCAUCAUCUUCUCAGAUCAUGGAAUGACUGACAUUUUCUGGAUGGACAAAGUGAUCGAGCUGAAUAAGUACAUCAGCCUGAACGACCUGCAGCAAGUGAAGGACCGAGGACCUGUCGUGAGCCUCUGGCCAGCUCCUGGGAAACACUCUGAGAUAUAUAACAAACUGAGAACAGUGGAACACAUGACCAUCUACGAGAAAGAAGCCAUACCAAGCAGGUUCUAUUACAAGAAAGGGAAAUUUGUCUCUCCUUUGACCCUAGUGGCUGAUGAAGGAUGGUUCAUAACUGAGAAUCAAGAGACACUUCCUUUUUGGAUGAACAGCACUGGCAAGAGGGAAGGUUGGCAGCACGGUUGGCACGGCUAUGACAACGAGCUCAUGGACAUGAGGGGCAUCUUCCUGGCCUUCGGACCCGAUUUCAAAUCCAACUUCAGAGCUGCUCCAAUCAGGUCUGUGGAUGUCUACAAUGUCAUGUGCAACGUGACAGGCAUCGCUCCCCUGCCCAACAAUGGCUCCUGGUCCAGGGUGAUGUGUAUGCUGAAGGACCAGGACAGCUCGGCUCCGUGCAUCCGACCGAGCAGCUGUGUUCUGGUCUUGAUUCUCCUCCUACUGUUUGCAUAGAUGCUGCUAUUGUUGUCCCCAAACACUCAGCCAAGUGUGCCUCCAUGGUGGGAUGGUUUUCAUUUUCUAUUCGAAUAAUAGCUUCAUUAAUACAAUCAAGGCCACAAAAAUUGUAAAUAUAAUUCUUGGAUGAUUCCAUACAGAAAAAAAAAAUUUAAUUUCUUUAAAAAAAAAAACAUUUUAAACUUCUUUAAAAAAAAAAAACAAACACCAAAAACCCCAAGCUUUAUUUCUUCUGGAGGUAAGGAAAACCCUAGCUUUUCAUUGGUUCAACUAUGUGUCAUUUUCUACAUUGUUUGCAUGCAGUUACUCAGAUGAACUGUCUGAGUAAGAGCUCACCCCUGAGGCAAACAGACUUUGAGUGGAUAUUGCAUGGAGUCUCGGGCCCCUCUGUGUCCUGCCUUGCACAAAGCAGGCCCUUGUCUGUGUCCGGUCCACACCCAGGAGCCAUCCUUGGGGUUUAUGGCCACAAUCUUGUACUGCUCCUUCCAUCCCAGAAAAAAGAAGUCCACGUAAAAGCAAUAGCUGUCUUCUGUUUUGGGUCCAGCUCAUGGAGUCUUUUUCAUUUUAUACCAAGCCCCAGAAAGGUCGUAUCUUAGCUUGGCUCACCAAUCAAAAGUACCAAGGAUUGAAGAACUCAUAGAACAAGGUGAAAGAUGUGGGUGCCCUCCCAAACUCUUGAGUGCACAAAAAUGUCUCCCUUGCCUUGAGGAGCAGAAAAGCUUGCAGCAGACCCAGGCUUCUGUGAGACUUAGCACAGUCUGUCACAACAUGGAAGCUUGCACAUGGUGGGCCCUAUAUGUGUGGGUGGACUAAUGGAUUCCCCGCCACGCUUUGGAUCCCCAGACAGAGUAUAGGCUAUAGCAAUACCUGACAUAUCAUUACAGGCUGAUACAUCUUGCUGAUGACUUGUGGACAUGUUUGCAGAAAUCUCAGUUCACUGCUUAGAAUGGUAGCACAUUAAGUUCUAUGCACCAGGAGUCUUGGAGCAAGGCUUGUGGAAUAACACCAGCAGAGUGUAUCCUGAGGGACCCAGAAGCCCAAGGAAAAUGGUGGGGGUGGGGGUGGGGUGAGGAAUGGAGAGAACACGAUGGAACUGAAUCCCGAACCAAUUAGCCAUUUGAUUAGGAAACGGUUUGGUCAAAGUGCCACCUCAGGGACCUAAGUUGUUUGGAAGCCCCUACGAAGAGCCACUGAGCCCGAGCUGAAAUGUUUUCAGUUUAGUCAUCUAGAUUUGCUGUAGGAAAUCUUGUUGUGAAACAAAACAUAACUGCAUGUUUAAAUGAU
Molecule: messenger RNA, 2673 nt
Organism: Mirounga angustirostris (Northern elephant seal)
Lineage: Eukaryota; Metazoa; Chordata; Mammalia; Carnivora; Phocidae
Gene: ENPP6
Product: ectonucleotide pyrophosphatase/phosphodiesterase 6
Exons: 8
Coding region: 64-1386 (440 amino acids)
Biological process (GO): choline metabolic process; lipid metabolic process
Cellular component (GO): plasma membrane
Molecular function (GO): glycerophosphodiester phosphodiesterase activity
Source: RefSeq, a predicted model, not a curated record